This is a messenger RNA of Salvelinus sp. IW2-2015, 688 nucleotides long. NCBI's taxonomy places the organism in Eukaryota, Metazoa, Chordata, Actinopteri, Salmoniformes, Salmonidae. The record is from RefSeq and is a predicted model, not a curated record.
GCAGGAGAAGCUCAGUGAGAUGGAGUGUGAUCUGCGUUCUAUCCGUCAGGCAGCUCAGAACCAGGAACACACCAUCCAGGGCCUGACCGACUCUGUCAGUACCAAGGACAACGAGGCCCAGGAGUUGUACCAGUUAAUUGAGGGGCAGAACACCACACUGUGUAAACUGAGAGAGAUGGCCCACCACAACCAGAUCACGCAACAUCAGGCUCCAGAGGGAGGCAGUGAGGUUGCGGGUCUAGCCCAGCUGCAGGGUGAGUUAGUGGGGGUACAGAGCUCUCUGUUUACCCUGGGUCUGGAGCUGGAAGCCAGUCAAAGAGCUCAAAGACAGAGCCAGAGACAGGCUGAGGACCUGACCAGAGCUAAAGACAGGCUCCACUCUGACCUAAAGGAGGCACUGCAGCAUAGGGAGGUCACCGACAAACACAACAAGGACUUGCUCAGUGCCCUGGCUCAGUCCCGCUCUGCGCUGCAGGCUAAAGAGGCUCAGCAGAAGGAGAGCGAGGCAGAGAAGCACAUGGAGGUUCAGGAGAGAGACAAGAACAUCACACAGCUCAAACUCUCCCUACAGGACAAGGAGAGCCAGCUACAGGAGUACUCUGAGCUCCUGGAAUCAGUAGACAGCUCAAACCAGAGAUAUUCUGAAUGGACAAACUGAGAGAACCGCAUCAGGGACAGGGACAGAGCA